Coregonus sp. 'balchen' is the source of this 1661-nucleotide messenger RNA. The record is from the annotation of a GenBank genome assembly. NCBI's taxonomy places the organism in Eukaryota, Metazoa, Chordata, Actinopteri, Salmoniformes, Salmonidae.
AUGAUGGUUCUCGUAUUAAUUGUCGCAGGUCUUGGGGUGGUUGCGCUGCUCAUGGUUUUAUUCGCACCCCACAUUAGGUAAGAAUAAGCGCUGUAUGUUCGAGGCUAUAGUCGAUGCAUCGUCUGACUCCAUGCUUGGCAUCUCAUAUAGACUAAUUAGUCUAACCUCAGUAGAGAUGAAUUACUGUCAUUGUCAAGCUAAAGACGAAGGGAUUGUGUUUUGCCAUUGGGUUAAAAAGGCUAUUUGCGGGAAUUAAUGGGUGAGUCGACAUCAAUGUUGAUGACGAUGAUCCAGACUAUUCUUAUGCAAUAGAUUAACACUAUUUUCCAUAAUGAAGACAACCACAUUUUUCAAAACAACAUUAAUUUGUUGUUGUUUUGUGGAACAAAGGCUCUAAAUGCACUGUCAAUUGAAUAUGGUUCAUUUGUCAAUAUACAUUUUAGUCAUUUAGCAGACGCUCAUAUCUAGAGCGACUUACAGUUAGUGAGUGCAUACAUUUUUCAUACUGCCCCCCCCCCCCCGUGGGAAACGAACCCACAACCCUGGCGUUGCAAGCGCCAUGCUCUACCAACUAAACUACAGGGGACUAGGCUACUGGUAGGAAUAAAUAAUGCUAUUCGUUUUGGUAGGGGAGUGCUGUACAGUAACGCGAUACAAUAUUUCAUUACAUGAUUAUGCACAACAGUGUUGCGCGCGUGGGCAGAGUUAUAUUUGUAACCGUUAUGUUCCGUGAGCCGUUGGUUAAUAGACCGGACUGAGUCGAACGAGUUGACGUUUGAUCAUUGUUGCCAGUGAGUGAUCCUGCAUAUUGAGUAACAAUAUGUUGCAUGUUGAAUGAUCAGUACUAGUCAUGAAUAAUAAUAAACCCCACCCAAAAAAAAAGUGUACCCCAUUUAUCUCUAUUCAGGGUCUGUCCCAAAUGGAACCCUUUUCCCACUAUAGUGGGGAUAGAGUGGGGAUAGAGUGGGAAUAUAGUGGGGGUAGAGUGGGGAUAGAGUGGGAAUAUAGUGGGGGUAGAGUGGGGAUAGAGUGGGGAUAGGGAACUAUUUGGAGAAUAGGGUGUAAUUUGGGAUGCAGUCCCUGGUGUGGACUUUUGACUAUAUGCCAUUGCCAACCUUGCCAACACAUACAGGACUGAUAGGGGAAGUUUGACUGUAGAUAAUAACACAGAUCCAUUGUGUUUGUCUGUCAGGAAAUACUCCGCUGGUGGAGCAUGUAUGUCUAUGGCCCGGCUGGACGGGAAGACGGUCCUGAUUACUGGAGCCAACACUGGUAUUGGGAAGGAGACUGCCCUGGACCUGGCUAUCAGAGGUGACUGACUGACACAUACAGGGCUGCGUCUCAAUGGCUGCGUUUACACAGACAGACCAUUCUGAUCUUAUUGCCAGUAAUUGGGCAGAAGAUCAGAAUUGAGCUGCCUGUGUAAACGCAGCCAAAUGGUACCCUAUUCCUUAUAUAGUGCACUACUUUGGGGCCCUGGUCAAAAAUGUGCACUUGAGGGAAUAAGGUUUCAUUUGGGACACAUGGUCUUCUUCACAAUAGUCAUUAAUGGUGAGGCCUCCUUUCCUUCAUCACUACAAAGAUAAUGAUAAGAGGAAGAGGAGGAGGAGGAGGAGGAGGAGGAGGAGGAUGAGGAGGAGGUAGAGAAAGAGGCGGAGUAG